UUCAGAGUCAAUAGUUGUCAUUCAAUCAUGCCGACCUUUGAACGAAAGCCAGGCCAAGCGCCCAUUAAAGACGAGUUCCGUAAGGAGAAAUGGUUCGAGGAUGAUCAGAGUGGCGAAGCGGCAGCAGUUACUGAAGUCUUUGGUGACGAAGCCCAAGAAGGAAAAAAGUUUAACGAUAAAGAUAAAAAAGGCAAGCGUGUAAGGGGAGCCAACAAGGGUCAGCGCGGUAAAAAACGUAUCGAAGACAAUCUCAGAAUCUGUCAAUACACUGCGCGCGAGGAAGCAUGCCCUUUCGGCGAAAGUUGCCGUUUCUCGCACGAUUUGGAAGCUUAUAUGGCUAGUAAGCCUGAGGAUCUUGGCGAUCGCUGCGUGCAGUUUGAUCUCUUUGGAAAGUGCCGUCACGGCUUUAAAUGCCGUUUCUUGAAGGCCCAUUUGGACGAAAAUGGCAAGCUUAUCGUGAAUGAAGAACUUGUGAAGAAGAACCCCGUUUAUACUACGAACGGUAUCUCUUCGGAAACUCAACAGGCACUGCAGAAUUUCCAGUUCAAAUUUCCCAAGAGUGAAGUGUAUAUGAAGGAAGUUGAAGCGGAAAAGCAAGCUGAAGAGGAUAUGAAGGCCGAGAAUCGUAAGAGAAAACUCGAUGCUCUUGAAGCGGAAGAGGAAAAGGGGCCGGAAAACAGCCAAGAUGCCUCUGCCAAGAAAGAAAAAACUGAGCAUAUUGUCACCACUGAAACGACAGAAACGACAAAAGUCACCGACAAUGACCAAACGGUGGUCAGCAAACAAGUGGUAACAGAAACAGUGGUGGAAGCCCCAGCAAAGGAAGCAACGACUGUUAAUGAAGAGAAACCGGAAUUGCCCAUUGACCAUGACUUGCCGGAUGUAAACAUGAAUGUCGAGCCCAAAGAGAAGUCGGUGGGUCCUAUCGAUACCGGCUACAAGAAGAUUAUCGAUUUCCGCAACAAGACCUACCUUGCUCCACUGACUACGGUGGGUAACUUGCCUUUCCGAAGAAUCUGUAAAGAGUUUGGUGUCGAUAUUACUUGCGGUGAAAUGGCCAUGUGUCAAAACUUGCUCAAGGGUCAGCAAUCCGAGUGGGCGUUGACCAAGCGCCACGCUUCUGAGGAUAUUUUUGGUAUUCAGAUCUGCGCUAGUAAAGUAGAACAUGCCGUGAAAGCCUGCGAAAUCAUCAAUCAGGAAGUGGACGUCGACUUUGUCGAUCUGAAUAUGGGUUGUCCCAUCGAUCUCGUAUUCAACCAGGGCGGAGGUUCUGCGUUGAUGGAUGCUCGUGGUCGUAUGUCCAAAAUUUUGCGAGGCAUGAAGCGCGUGUUGGAUGUUCCUGUCACGGCCAAGUUUAGAACGGGCAUCAAGCAAGAUCAGCCGACGGCCCAUAAGCUGAUUGGAAAAUUGGAAGACUGGGGCAUGGCCUUGGGAACCAUUCACGGUCGUUCACGUAUGCAGCGCUACACCAAGUUGGCCAAUUGGGAUUACAUUGGUGAAUUGAAAAAGUUGACCAACAACAUGCCUUUGUGUGGCAAUGGUGAUGUACUUAGUUUUGAAGACUACAACAAGCACAAAAAAGAAACCGGCGUGGAUACUGUCAUGAUUGGCCGCGGUGCCCUGAUCAAACCCUGGAUUUUUGAUGAGAUCAAGAAUCAGCGACACUGGGAUAUCUCCUCUCGCGAGCGUUUUGAUAUGUUGAAACGCUUUUGUGAUUAUGGUUUGGAGCAUUGGGGUACCGACAGUCAAGGUAUUAACGCCACUCGACGUUUCCUGUGCGAAUGGCAAUCCUUCUUAUACAGAUACAUCCCUGCGGGACUUUUGGAAGUGGUGCCUCAACAUAUCAAUGAGCGAGCUCCUCCAUAUUUUGGUCGUGACGAUUUGGAGACAUUGAUGGCCAGUCCUCGUGCCUCUGAUUGGGUCAAGUUAAGUGAGCUUCUUUUGGGCCCUGCUCCUGAAGACUUCCAAUUUAUUCCCAAACAUAAAUCCAACUCCUUCGAGGUAAGUUUAUCUACAAAUGAACACAUACAUUUUUUUUUCUUCAAUAGAGAGCUCUAUUAAUGUAUCGAUGAAUGCAUUCUAGGGUUAAAUCUUAGAAAUUAAAAAAAAAUCUUUUGACAGCGAAUAAAACCGAAUGUAAUAUCACGUAAACCCGCACCUAGUUAUUCGCACAGCAAUAUUCAAUAUCCACAAUUUCUUUGGGAGCAGUGGCUGUAAGAACAUAAGGCGUGGUAUCUCCGAUGACGACGUUGU
Molecule: messenger RNA, 2253 nt
Organism: Radiomyces spectabilis
Lineage: Eukaryota; Fungi; Mucoromycota; Mucoromycetes; Mucorales; Radiomycetaceae
Exons: 13
Coding region: 28-2061 (677 amino acids)
Biological process (GO): tRNA processing
Molecular function (GO): RNA binding; tRNA dihydrouridine synthase activity; flavin adenine dinucleotide binding
Source: RefSeq, a predicted model, not a curated record